AUGUCCAAAGUCAUUCUUGUUACAGGAAGCAACUCCAGCAUAGGAUACGAACUAGUUCGCCUUUUAGCCGAGCAAGGACACAUAGUUUAUCUCGGUGCCAGAAAUGAGAUUUCUGGCAAAGAGGCAGAAGCUACUCUUCACCAGAAGGGAUUGAAAAAUGUCAAAUUCAUUCAGAUUGAUGUUACGGUCCUAGAUUCUAUCGAGCGCGCAAAAUGCACCAUCGACGAGAACCAUGGAAAACUGGACGUCCUUGUCAACAAUGCUGCAAUUUCCAGGGCAGAUGCUAGCGCCCAGAGUGCGUCAAUCGUCUCAGUUGACAUUGUUCGUGAGGUUUACAACACAAAUGUGUUUGGAUUGAUUCAAACGACGACUACAUUCAUGCCUCUGCUGAGGAAAUCUCUAUUACCCAUCAUUUUGAACGUCUCUAGUGGUCUAGGAUCCAGCACACUGCAGUCUAGGCCAGGUGCUCGAGCCAACUUUGUCGCGUACCAAUCAAGCAAAGCAGCAGUAAAUUCAUAUACGGUCUCAUUAGCCCAGGAGCUGAGAGAAGCAGGUUUCAAGGUCAACGCAGUUACACCAGGCUUGGUUUCUUCCAAAUUGAAUAAUUUUAUUGCUGGUGGGAAGAGUUUAGAGGAGGGUGCGAAGGCACUUUUACCGUAUGCGCUAUUAGAUGCAGAUGGGCCUACUGGCAAAUUCUUCAACUGGGAGGGACAGGAAGUUCCUUGGUAG
Psilocybe cubensis is the source of this 729-nucleotide messenger RNA. RefSeq names its product Short-chain dehydrogenase. Bases 1 to 729 code for a protein of 242 amino acids. The record is from RefSeq and is a predicted model, not a curated record. NCBI's taxonomy places the organism in Eukaryota, Fungi, Basidiomycota, Agaricomycetes, Agaricales, Agrocybaceae. The transcript has 3 exons.